AUGACAUGCCCUCUCGCCCAACCAGCUGUUUCCAUGCGCCAUGCUGCCGAGAUGAGGGGAUGGGGGGAAGAGGAAGCGGAGAAGGACGCCCUGGGCUCAUUCUGUGCUGCUUCUGGCGCCGCCGCUGCUACUGCUAUCCAUGUCCCUGUCACCGGCGCUGCCACUGCUGCAGUGCGUGUGGAGUGUGGUACCCGCAGCAUGGGCGGUGGGGCGGUGGUGGUGUUUGGAAGAGGCGUGCCUGCUGUGGCAGUGCCUUGGAUCCUGGCCAUGUGUUUGCUGUUCGCACAUGGAGGGGUAGGCGAUGCUCUGGUAUCAGCACGGUCUCACAAUGCUCACCCAACAGCAGCAGGAGCAGCAGCAGCAGGAGCAGCAGCAGCACACACCUCAACAUCAUCACCCACAUCCUCCUCCUUCCAUCGCGCACCGUCCACUGAAUCUGGUCAAAUCCUCCCGCCCCGGCACAACAAUCCAGCUUCUUUCCAACCGAAUCGCUCCCCUCUCCCACCACCUCUGUCCCCUCCUGCCGCCAUCAGCACAACCAACCCCACUCUCCUCACCACCAACACACCCAACCCCACAAUCUCCUUCCGCCUGCCCCUAUCCCGCAAGACCAUGGGUCUGCCAGACAUAGUCCCGGAGCAAUCAAGCAACCAGGGCACACUCACCAACCAGAUCCAAUUCAACACUCAAAUCGCCGAGGCGAAAGGCGGCAAAGUCGAGCAGAACAACUCGCAGGCUCAAGCCGUGACCUCUGCUGCUCCCAGCUCGGGGGGCGUGGCAUCGGCUCCUGCGCCUGCUCCUUGCUCGGACAAGGACAAGAAGUGCAAGAAGGAGCAGGCCAAGGAGGAAUUGGCAAGAGAUACAAACCAGCUGCAUCGGGACGUCGGGCAGGUCGGGCAGGACGUGCGGCAAAUCGGGCAAGAUGUGGCGCAGUGGGUGCCUCGGACCCCGUUGGACCUGACUUACACGUUUCCGGCGGCUCCGGAUUACCGGAGGACUUUUGCAGAGGUCAUUCCGGAGGGCGCUGAUGGGAUCUUUGUGAGCUUCCCUGGUGGUGGUGGGUCGCGUCGGCAGCCAUGA
Messenger RNA from Closterium sp. NIES-65, 1080 nucleotides. Lineage: Eukaryota; Viridiplantae; Streptophyta; Zygnematophyceae; Desmidiales; Closteriaceae. The record is from the annotation of a GenBank genome assembly.